GAUGAGAAUGGUUUAAUUUGACAGGAAUAUUUCAAACUUAAAGAAUACAGGUGGAUUAAUAGAAUAGCAUGAGCUGUGUUUACUGGGUUGAAUACAAAGCAGGCUGAUAACUAACAAGUCAUUAUUUCCAGUACGUUACUGUCACUGGGACUGUCUGACAGCUGCUGUCUGUUACUCAUUGCUACUGAGUAGAAGUAAUUUUGUUCAACAGAUUAGAGGAGAAUUCACACUGAGGCUGUUUACCCCUUUAUCUACCAGUUUUCAAGCAGUAGUCUGAUUAGUAGUACCUCUGCUUGGGCAUCUUUUAAAUACUUAUGCUUUAUUUUUAGUCUACUGACACAUUACCCUUUGUGGUGAGACAGUGCUUCAGAGCUGCUACUCUGGAUGAAAGUGGGCAAGGGUCAGUGUACCUGUUGAGAGUACCUAUGUGGUGAAAAGAUUAGUGUUUUAUUUGGGCAGUCCUGAGUGAUGGAUGUAGAAUAAUUUGUAACAACAGGUUGCAAUACUUGGAAACCAUAGAAUAAUAUACUUUGGAAAUAGAAACCUUAUCAGAAUUUACCGAAGUAUUUAUCAGUUCUAUAUAGCAUGAUAAUGACCAAAAUAACUGAUUGUGUCCAGUAAGGUCAACCAGAAGAAAACAUUCAUCACUAAAGUGAUUGGUAAGAUGUAUGUGUAUGUCUGAGUGGCCAGAGUGGCCAGGAAAAGAUGGACUUGUGUGCUCCUUGAGUUCCCAUGGAAAAUGAAAAUAAUAACCCAAAUGCAUAUGAGGGUACUGUUUAAUAUUGAAAGUAGUACUGUAGUCAAGAAUAGGAGUUUAAGUGCUGGUGACUAUGGAUUUAACAGGUAAGACUAACUCUUCUGACUUGCCUCCUUAGCAGUGCCUUCACUAUGUAAUUUCUGCCACAGAGCUAUACUUAGGAUAUUUAGUCUGUCUUGACUUACGUGCUGUCAAGAUUUAUCCAACUUAAAUAGCUUCUGGGAAAGAACUUCAACUCAGGAGGAAGAUGAAAGAUUGUGUCACUGAAGAACAUUUAUAUUUGGCUUUUUCUCAUCAGUACAGAGAGAGUAUCUUUCCUCUUCAUACAUCUAUCUCCCUGUUUUUGCUAUCCUACUGUGACUGCAAAUUAUUUAAAAUUUUCUUAGUGCCGACUGGCAAAGAUGUGGGUGAUCAAUGUGUGACGAAAAACCUCCCUGGCGAUCUUGAGGUGCAUUUAAUCUCCAGGUGUCAGCUUCCAGAGGUUGUGCAGAGCUGCAGUUUACCUGCAGUUGUUGUGAAAGAUGGCAAAUUCUGCCGAGCUGGGCUUUCUGUUGUCUUAAGGCAUAUAAUACAGAAAACAUACGAGGCAGAUCCAUCUAAAAAGGAUGUUUUGGAACUCUUGGGCUUUAAGAAGACUUGCUUAAAAGCUUGUGCUGAAGUUAGCCAGUGGACCAGACUUUGUGAGAUCAGCAUUCCUCUGGCUGUGGAAAGGUUUUUGACGGCAUCUCCUGAGCGCUGUCAGGCUAUUCCUCCUGACAUUUUACAGUUUGAAAGGAAGCUUGGAGAACCUGUCCGAGUACAUAAUGAUGACAAAAUUCGUAGGCAAAAACUUCAACAGCAGAAGGCAGGUGCCAAGGCUGCAGUGCCCAUACUUGGUGAAGAAGCAGAAAGGGAAUUAAAAGCAGGGGAAGUGCAUGAGCAUCCACCCCCAAGUUUGGAACUGAGUGUAGCUUUCUCCAAGCUACUUGUCCAGGAAGCAUCAGAUGCAGUCAACAGAGAGGCCUCCCACAUCAGGAGAACAAAAACUUCUGACCUUCCGCUCUUGGACCACAUCUUUGCAGAAGGGCUUUAUUUUACUGUGGCAGAUAUAGUGCUAUUGCCAUGCAUCCAUCAGUUCUUGGUUUCCAGCAAGAAGCAAGGCAGAAACCUGGUAAAUUUACCACUGAUAUCCACUUGGUAUCGAAGAGUUCAAGAAGUACCUGGAGUAAAGAAAGCUGCUGGCAAAUGCAAUAUGGAGCUUCUCCAGCUUCCAGAGUUGAUGUCUGCUCCAGAGGAACAGGCACAGGACUUCUCUUCAGUUCCUGAUGAGUUAGAAGAGGAGAACGAAGACAGUCAUUUUAUAGGUGGUCCAAGGCCAACUAUGACUAAAUUAAUGGAAAAUGGAAUUGAAGCAAAGUUUUUUCCACAUCCGUGCCCCAACUGGACCCUAGACUGGACCAGUCUACCAUCUGCAGUCAAUCCUGGGGAAGGAAAGAUGUCUAGAGACCGGGCUCUCAGGAAGCAACAGCAACUGAACAAUUUGGUAGCAGUGGUGACAAAGCUUGCAAAGCCUGGAGAUGUGAUUGUGGAUUUUUGCAGUGGAGGGGGCCAUGUUGGAAUUGUUCUUGCUCACAUGAUGCCAUCAUGUCAGGUGGUACUCAUAGAAAAUAAGGAGUUGUCUCUGAUCCGUGCUAAAGACAGAAGUGAUGAACUAGGUUUAAACAACAUUUGGUUCAUUCAAGCAAAUUUGGACUAUUUUAAUGGGACUUUCAACAUUGGGGUGGCUCUGCACGCCUGUGGUGUGGCCACAGACAUGGUGAUUGAGCACUGCAUCCGGGCACGGGCAGCCUUUGUCAUUUCCCCGUGCUGUUAUGGCUUCAUUCAAAACACAGUCAAGUUCAAAUAUCCACGAAGUCAUCAGUUCAAAGAAAUUUUGUCCUACAAGGAGCACAUGAUUCUUUGCAGAUUUGCAGAUCAGACAGCUGUUCAGCUUCCACCUGAACGCAGGCUAAUUGGAAAACAGUGUAUGGGGCUUGUGGACCUGGAUCGGGCAUGGGCUGCAGAAGAACAGAACUACUCUGUCCAAGUUAUAUCUAUGGAGCCAGAGAGUUGUUCUCCAAAGAACAAUAUGUUUGUGGGCACCCCUACUUAGAGUGUGAAACUUGCAUUCGAUUCGAAAUAGAACAUAAAUCUUCAGUGCAUAAUGACAUCCAGCAGAUAGAAGCAGAGCUGGGAACCAGACAUCACGCAUCUUGAAUGCAUUGCACUCGGAAAAGGAAGCAGCCCAAAAAGUCUUAAAAAGCAAACUGCAUGCAGAGCAUCACAAAUCAACUUGCGAUGUGUCAUUAAGCAACUUUUGGUUCUCUUCUGAGAAGUUUCUGGAUCUAAUGACUGUGCAUGGAAUUAUAUCCAUCUGUAAAGAUUUAGAAAAAAGUUGGUCUCAUUGAAGGGAAGGUGGUUUCCUUUUCAGUAAAACUGUUUCUUGGCUGCUUGAAAAUUGCGUUCGUGGUCAAAAGCUGCGUUUGGGUUUAUAAGCGGAGCAGUUAUCAGCCAGAAGUGCUGAUCACUAGAGGAACAGAAAAGAUCAGAUUUACGGUGUUAGUGAAGAAGGAUGUGGAACAGGUGGUGGCUUGACUUUGCUAAAGAAUUCCAUACUACUGUAGGAAGAUUAUUUUUAAUAAAAGUUCAUCAGAUUA
Messenger RNA from Corapipo altera (White-ruffed manakin), 3432 nucleotides. It is a transcript of the gene GSTCD, whose product is annotated as glutathione S-transferase C-terminal domain containing. Bases 1005 to 2888 code for a protein of 627 amino acids. Lineage: Eukaryota; Metazoa; Chordata; Aves; Passeriformes; Pipridae. The record is from RefSeq and is a predicted model, not a curated record. The transcript is spliced from 12 exons.